Messenger RNA from Paraphaeosphaeria sporulosa, 963 nucleotides. RefSeq names its product Brix-domain-containing protein. Gene Ontology annotation, molecular function: rRNA binding. Gene Ontology annotation, biological process: maturation of LSU-rRNA from tricistronic rRNA transcript (SSU-rRNA, 5.8S rRNA, LSU-rRNA); ribosomal large subunit assembly. The transcript is spliced from 3 exons. The record is from RefSeq and is a predicted model, not a curated record. Lineage: Eukaryota; Fungi; Ascomycota; Dothideomycetes; Pleosporales; Didymosphaeriaceae. Gene Ontology annotation, cellular component: nucleolus. Bases 1 to 963 code for a protein of 320 amino acids.
AUGCUGCGACAAGUCAAGCCAAAAAAUGCCCGCGCAAAGCGGGCAAUGGACAAGCGCGAGCCGCUCGUGAACGAGAACCCCAAGUCCACGCUCUUCGUGACCGGCCCCAGGACGUCGCAGAUCCUCAAGCUCUGCACCGCCGACCUGCGCAUGCUCAAGAAGCCGUUCAUCGAGACCUUCACCAAGAAGAACGACAUCCACCCGUUCGAGGAUGCUUCCUCCCUCGAGUUCUUCUCCCUCAAAAAUGACACCUCCCUCCUCAUCUUCUCUACGCACUCCAAAAAGCGCCCCCACUGCCUCACGCUCGUCCGCACCCACGGCCAUAAAAUCCUCGACAUGCUCGAGCUCUACGUAAACCCCACCUCUUUCCGCACGCUGCAGCAGUUCAAGAACAAGAAGCCCGCCGUCGGCCUCAAGCCCCUCAUCGCCUUCCACGGCGCCCCCUUCGAGGAUCCCAACCAGACAAAGUGGACCCUCGCAAAGUCGCUCCUGCUCGACCUGUUCCGUGGGCAGGAAGCUAGCGAGGUCGAUGUCGAGGGCCUGCAGUAUAUGAUUGACAUCAGCGCGGCGGAGGCGGUCGAGGGUGAGCCUGCACCCGAGCUGCGCAUCCGGUUCUACCUCAUCAAGACGCUGAAGAGCGGGCACAAGCUGCCGCGCGUUGAGGUCGAGGAGAUGGGUCCCCGCAUCGAUGCGACGCUCGGCCGCGAGCAGUUCCCCGACCCGGACAUGAUGAAGAGCGCGCUGAAGAAGCCAAAGGGUGCGGAGCCAAGGACGAAGAAGAACAUCGACAUGGAUAUCAUGGGCGACAAAAUGGGUAAGGUGCACCUGCCGAAGCAGAACUUUGGCGAGCUACAGAGCAGGAAGAUGAAGGGGUUGAAGCGCGGCAGGACGCCGGAGGAUGUGGAGAUGGACGAUGCGGAUGAGGUCAUCGAUGAGACGGUGCCAAAGAAGACGAGGGUUUAA